GGAAGUGGGAAAGUGCUCUGCUCUGCUCACUGCUCAAGUUCAAGUAAAACUUUUGCAUUGUAAUAUUGUAAAAUCUCUUGAAUUAAUUAAUAGUAUUUUUGUAAUUUGCAAUUCAAGUAGUUUUAUUGUUAUCAUAUACGAAAAGAUAAAUUAGCUGGAAAUGGCUCUGCGAGAUUUGCUGGAGGGUGAGUGUGGAGCUUCCAACUCCCUGGUUCGAUUGACAAAUCAUUUCGUUCAAGACCGAGGACUGAAAGAUGAAAAUUACAGGCAUCCGUUUCAGGCGAAUGAGCCGAUUCUCAGCAGUCAAGAUCCGGAUCAACUGGUACAACAGUUUCUGGAAGAAACUGUUGGUUCGACACCUCAGUCGUUCAGGAUGGACUCUCUGUUGGCGGAGAUGAGGGACAUGGAGGUGCGCAGUGCGCAGGCCCCCCCGGUGCAGUCAGCGCCUGUCUCGCAGCUCGCCAUUGAGGGGGACUCCAGCUGCUGGGCGGACGCUGACGCCAACGAGGAGAAUGUCAGGAGCUGGGCCGAGCAGUAUAUCGAGUCUGGCCGACAUUUCAUGAUGCCGGAGGAAAAAGGUGAUCAGUAUGCCAUUUGGAAGACCGAUGACGAAGAUGAAUCCGCACCACCCAAUCUUGAGAAGUAUGAGCUUGGCUUCGGACCAAAUUGGGCUCAGGAAUAUUUGGAGACUUCAGAACAAGUUGACGUGAAUAAAGUGUUUAUGAAGUUCAUGCGUCAAAUAGGGGAAGGUGAAAUUACCAUUGAAUCCGGAGAAGUUGUUGACAAAAGUAGUGAUAAUAGUAAAUUAGGAGAAUGGUCGAGCGAAUUUGUUGCAGCUCAGAAACCAGAAGAUUGGGUAUCUGAAUUCCGUGAAUCAGAAACUGGUGCACAAGCCUUAUCAGAUAACCCAGAAGAAUUGGACGACUUCACCAGCAAAUUAUGGAGUAAACUAUCACAUCAAUGGGAAGAAAUAUCCAAUACUAACGAAACGGAAAAUCUAUGGUCAAGCGAAUUCGAGGAUUACGCUUCGAAUUAUGUGGAUUAUAAAUUUGCUGAGGAUAACCCCAUGAAAGAUGCAGAGAAUGCAUUAGAAGAAGGGUUGAAGAAGCGAGCCCUUGGUGAUCUGCCCUCAGCUGUGUUGUGCUUUGAAGCAGCCGUACAACAUGAUGACCAAAACUCCAAAGCCUGGGAACUCCUCGGCGUUACACAAGCUGAGAUUGAACAGGACUGUCAGGCAAUAAUUGCCCUGAAAAAAUCAUUGUCUCUCGAUCCAAAGAACUUGACGGCACUUAUGACGUUGGCGGCUAGUUAUACGAAUGAAAAUUUUCAAAAUCAAGCAUGUCACGCUCUAAAAGAGUGGCUGCAUGCUAAUCCCAAGUAUACAGACUUGGUUCCAGAAAGUCCAGAAACAAUUAGUCAAUUCAGAUUGCAGAAUGUUUCUUCUAAAAUGCUAUCAUCAUUUCACGACGAAGUGCAAGCGAAAUACCUGGCGGCUGCGCGUCGAAAUCCGUCGCAGGGGAUCGAUGCAGACGUGCAGUGUGGCCUCGGCAUCCUCUUCAACCUCUCCUCCGAACUCGGCAAGGCGGCCGACUGCUUCCGUGCCGCUCUACAGGCUCGACCUGAUGACUGUAAACUAUGGAACCGAUUGGGUGCCACUCUUGCCAACGAUCAGAAAUCCGAAGAAGCCGUGGACGCCUAUCACCACGCCCUUCAGUUGUCCCCGGGCUUCAUUCGUGCCAGAUACAAUCUCGGCAUAACAUGUGUUCAUCUCAGAGCUUACAGGGAAGCAGCUGAACAUCUGUUGACAGCUUUGAAUCAGCAAGUGGCUGGGAGAGGGAUCCAUGGCGAGAAGUCUGUUUCAAUGAGUGACUCGAUUUGGUCCACCCUCAGGCUCACGGUUUCAUUACUGCAAAGAUCAGACUUGAUUCCAGCCGUCAAUCAAAGGGAUCUGAAGAAAUUGAACGAUGAAUUCGAAAUUACCGACAAUGAAGGAUAGUUUAAAGUGUGAAGUGGGUGGAGGAACUUUGUUUAUUAUGGUGCAUAUUUGGAUGUGAGUGUUUUUGGGGCAUUAUUUUUUAUAUAAUAUGAAUCAUUAGCCCAAUCACUUCAAAAGCAAACGAUAUUCAGAUCAUAGCCUGAGUGGGUAAUUUGAUUGAUAUCUUUGCUGUAAAAAUGCCAAUCGUAAUCAAUAAUAAGGUUAUCAAAUAAUGUAAAGGAUGAUUCCUUAAAACUUAUGAUUCCUUAAUAACUCGAAUGAAACUUUAAUUUGCGUCGCAUAUAACUGAUAGCUGUUCACUGAUGUCACAAAUUACUGAUUUUCCUCUGAAAUAUCCUUAAUUUUCACGUUUUUGAGGGCAGAGACACAUUUUUCUACCAAAUUUCGAUGAAGAUCGUAAUUUUGUUCCAUGUUUUUGUUCUAUUUGGAUUGGAGAGGAGGUAAUUAUUUGACUAUUGAAAUAAAUUUGGUUUCAUGAACAUUGUUUUCUGUAUUGAGUGGAUGAACCAUUCAAUCAAGCUUUGCAUAAAGAAAGAUAAAAAAGAAACAAAUACUUCGAGUAGUUUGAAUGUAGUGCUGAUUCCUAUUCUGGAAAUGUUUUCAAUAUUUCCGCAGAAAUAAUUGAUGGUUUGUGACUCCGUUUCAAUUUAUCUCUCUGACCUCACUUUAUUAUUUUUCAAAUAUAUAGUUUCAGAGACAUUUCUCAAUGCUCGAUAUAAAUUACAAUUCAUUCUAACACAGCUAACUACCUUUUUACCUAAGGACUUUCAAAAAUUAAAAAUAUAUUUACUUCAUUUGGCAGCGACCGCUAUGAAAGUUAUGGCAUGGAAUUGUGUAUUCAGUAUGUUUCUAAUAAAAAUAAUAAUAUCGUGUGACCUGGCUGGUUAGGUAUGUUUCUAA
This is a messenger RNA of Nilaparvata lugens (brown planthopper), 2896 nucleotides long. It is a transcript of the gene Pex5, whose product is annotated as peroxisomal targeting signal 1 receptor. The coding region runs from base 161 to 1996 and encodes 611 amino acids. Gene Ontology annotation, biological process: protein import into peroxisome matrix, docking. Lineage: Eukaryota; Metazoa; Arthropoda; Insecta; Hemiptera; Delphacidae. Gene Ontology annotation, cellular component: peroxisomal membrane; cytosol. The record is from RefSeq and is a predicted model, not a curated record. The transcript has 14 exons. Gene Ontology annotation, molecular function: protein binding.